Molecule: messenger RNA, 1430 nt
Organism: Cephus cinctus (wheat stem sawfly)
Lineage: Eukaryota; Metazoa; Arthropoda; Insecta; Hymenoptera; Cephidae
Product: putative transferase CAF17 homolog, mitochondrial
Exons: 2
Coding region: 262-1386 (374 amino acids)
Cellular component (GO): mitochondrial matrix
Molecular function (GO): protein binding
Source: RefSeq, a predicted model, not a curated record
UCUGUAUAUACUGGGUGAGUCGUUCUGGUGAAUGGCUAGAGAUAUCUAUGUUUUAAAGAUUUAUAUAUUAUUGCUGAAAUGAGUACGUAAAAUGAUUUAUUGACGUAUAAGAUUGCUAUUACGAUUCGGUGAACAUAAUAACAAGAAGAAUUUGGAUGUUCAGUCACUCAUGUUGCACACGUGUAAUGUCAUCGAAUGUAUAAUGUGAACUAUAGAAUAAUAAUAAAUGCAUAAAUAGUAAAAAAAGAGUUUGACACGAAAAUGAUGAAUAAAUCUAGUAUGAACAUGCUUCGUCUAUUGAGGAAUCCACUUGUACGAACCAAUGUUAUUGGGAUUCAUUGGUAUGAUAUUAAUGCAGUGAGAUAUAAUUCUAUGCAAUCAACUUCACGAGUAUUGGAAUGCCUUGAGAAUCGAAGUUUAGUAAGAGUAGCAGGCUCUAAAGUCUCAGAGUUUUUACAAGGAUUGAUCACAAAUGAUAUGCGACAUUUUGAAGAAGGGGCUGCAAAUAUGUACGCUCUCUUUCUAAAUAUAAAAGGUAGAGUUAUGUAUGAUUCAAUCAUAUAUAGAGGGGAAGAAAAUGAAGUUUAUUAUAUUGAGUGUGACUCACAAAUUGUAAGCCAGCUACAAAAGCAUUUGAAGAUGUUUAAAGUACGACGAAAAGUAGAUAUAGAUUCUCUUGAAGAUACCAUGAAAAUAUGGGUUGCAUUUGAUUCCUGUUUAAAUCCGACUGAUAAAAACAAUAUAAGUGAAUAUGGUAAACCGCAACUGGAGGGCCGAAUACUUCCAUGUGGCACAUUGAACAGAAGAUCAAGUAAACAGAUUGAUAAUAUUAGACUAUACGAAGAUCCAAGACUAUUUGAUUUAGGUUUGAGAAUAUUAACAGAAUCAAAUGUAAGCAAAGAUGAAAUUAUCAAACACUUGGGACCUGUUGCAACCAAUAAUGAGAAUCUUAUGAACUAUAAAGCUUUUCGAUAUAAACUAGGUAUAGGAGAAGGUAUAGAUGACUUACCUCCAGGCAAACCAUUUCCUCUGGAAAUAAAUUGUGACUAUUUACAUGGCAUAAGUUUCCAUAAAGGAUGUUAUAUUGGUCAGGAGCUGACAGCUAGAACACAUCAUACAGGUGUUGUUCGAAAGCGUCUAAUGCCUAUAAUAUUUGAUCAAAUUCCAUGUAAAACUUUGGAGUAUGAUGAGAAAAUUUAUGAUGAAACUGGCAGAGUUGUUGGAAAGUUCAGAGGAAGGGAGAAGACAUUUGGUUUAGGAUUGAUACGAAUAGCAGAAGCUCGAAAUGCCAAAACUCUCAUAAUUUCGGACGUUACUUUGAAAGUUAUAAGACCACUUUGGUGGGCACAAGAACUCCGUAACGAAAAGAUCUCAGCAGAUAGUUAAGAAACGUUGUAAAUUCAAUUCGUAAUAGAAUGCACUGUGAUUUU